AUGUUCAGGAUCCUGUGCCUGUUUGUUGUCGUAGCAGUGGUCGCUGGAAUGCCCCAUGCACCGGAAUGGCAAGCUCCUGGGCCAGUUCCCAUGGGGCGAAUUGUAAAACGUGAAGCCCAGGGUCCUUUGUCGAACGGGCCUGCCAACGACCAGGAACCCGGUGCUGCAGUAGCCGCCGAAGACGAUAUGGACAAGGCGGAGACGUUUGGCUUUGGGUACCAUCAUUACUACGCCUAUCCCAGAUACUACUAUCCGAGCUACUACCAUGGAUACUAUCCACGUUAUCACUACGGUUACUAUUGGUAG
This is a messenger RNA of Anopheles nili, 306 nucleotides long. RefSeq lists its product as uncharacterized. The coding region runs from base 1 to 306 and encodes 101 amino acids. The record is from RefSeq and is a predicted model, not a curated record. The transcript is spliced from 2 exons. Lineage: Eukaryota; Metazoa; Arthropoda; Insecta; Diptera; Culicidae.